Adineta steineri is the source of this 843-nucleotide messenger RNA. The record is from the annotation of a GenBank genome assembly. NCBI's taxonomy places the organism in Eukaryota, Metazoa, Rotifera, Eurotatoria, Adinetida, Adinetidae.
AUGAGUCAUAAUGGAGAUCGUUUUACAGAUAUCGAACUGGAAAAUAAACGCUUGCCAGCAUGUUAUGGUUAUCUUAAUUAUAAAUUAUUAUCUCUUACAGAAGCGAUGAAUGAAUUACAAAAUUUUCUGAACGAUAUAAAUCGUUUUGUUAAAUUAGCUAAAAGACAUUGUACAUAUCCAAAUGAUCAUAAUUUAACAAAAGAUGAAUCUGCUGCAAUUUAUAUUUAUACUAUGGAACUGUCUGAUGAUUCAAGUGUUUAUCGUAUUUUAAAUCAAACACUUCGUGCAGAAGAUCGAACAAAAGUUCGUCCAUGGUUUGGAUAUUUAAGACUUUUAGAUUCUGCAACAUCAAAAUUACCUACAUUCAAAGGAAUUAUUUGGCGUGGUAUUGAUAAAAAUGUUACUAUGAAAUUUAAAAAAGGUCAAAGAAUUACUUGGUGGAGUAUAAGUUCAUGUUCAACAUCUAUUGAUGUUAUUUCUUCAUUUAUUAGCAAAUCUUCUUCAAGUACAUUAUUUCAUAUCGAAUGUUUAAAUGGAAAAUCUGUUUCAUCAUUUACAUGUUAUCCAAAUGAAAACGAAGUUAUUUUAAUGCCUGGAACAGUAUUUGAAGUUGUAUCUAAUCCAUUAAGUCAUCAUGGCGGAUUAAACAUUAUUCAUUUAAAAGAAAUUAGUGAUGAUGAUGAAGAAGAAGAAGAAGAAUCACCUAGACCAUCAAAGCCAAAUCCUUAUAAGCCAAGUCAUUCUGCAAUUAGCACAGCGACUAUAUCAAGCAAUCCAGUAACAACACAUCAAAUAACAAUUCAAUCUCAAAUAAAACCACGUAUGUUUCAUAAUAAAAAAUAG